GGUCGCAACACGGUUCUGGAAUCUGGCCUCAUAAAAAGCCAGCCAAUUCGAAUCUCCAUCCUCGAGUUCCAUAGAUUUUCGAGACCGCGGUAACAGGAAUGACACGGUCAAAGGUGCACAACUGCCGCUAGCUAACAGGAGGUGACGCGGAUUAGCGGCGCUCCAGCAGAAGAAGUUCCCCGCCGGCCUUGUCCUUGCCGUUUCUCCGGUUCUGCUAAAUCGUGCUGCCGACGAUAUAAAGCUACGCGACAGAGGAGUUGGCGCUUAUCGACUCCAUCACGCGCCAUGACUCCCAAGAGCUGGAAGCGCGCUGUUUUGCUCUUCUCCAGCCUACUCGUGCAAUGUGAUCCGUCUCGCGCGCACCAGUCGCUCCAGAUCGUGCUUGUGUCUCCGACUCUGGCCAUCAACUCUGUGCCUUUCAGCACCCGGGCCCACUAGAUGCGACGGACGAACGAAGUGCUGUUGCAGUCCGGCUCUCCCUGCCCCUUCGCCGCCUUUUCGAGUGUGAUUGUGAACCACACCCUGCCGGGAAUGGGCGAGCUGGUCUGCACCGGGUAGACAGUGGGCGCGAGACUGGGGAUCCCACCAUGCACGGCAGGAGAGAUGGCGGCCAUACGGAACUGCUCCAAGAUCCUCACAGAUCCUGCCGGUCCUUACAAGCUGGCCCCAGCAGAAGCUACGAAGGCCUUCGCCUCGCUGAGCCUGUAUACAAAUGCGGAGAGCUGUCCCAUGGUGCUCAAAGCUCAUCUUGUCAGCGAGCUUGCAGGAAAACUGAGAUAUUCCAGUGCGCUGCUGCGAUCCGUUGGUCAGGCUUUCGGGAGUACAUCUACGGGACGAGUAUCGAGACUCUGAUUCGGCAAGGCUGGGGCCAGAUCCGCAUCUCUUCCGCCGAGAUCUUCAGGAUUUGCCCACAAAGACCCCCGGCUCCUGCAGAUCACAUGCUCAAUUGAUG
Messenger RNA from Mycena citricolor, 952 nucleotides. NCBI's taxonomy places the organism in Eukaryota, Fungi, Basidiomycota, Agaricomycetes, Agaricales, Mycenaceae. The record is from the annotation of a GenBank genome assembly.